Tribolium castaneum (red flour beetle) is the source of this 4155-nucleotide messenger RNA. RefSeq names its product Vacuolar protein sorting 15 (gene Vps15). The coding region runs from base 96 to 4088 and encodes 1330 amino acids. Gene Ontology annotation, biological process: protein targeting to vacuole; protein phosphorylation; late endosome to vacuole transport. Gene Ontology annotation, cellular component: late endosome; phosphatidylinositol 3-kinase complex, class III, type II; nucleus-vacuole junction. Lineage: Eukaryota; Metazoa; Arthropoda; Insecta; Coleoptera; Tenebrionidae. Gene Ontology annotation, molecular function: protein binding; protein serine/threonine kinase activity; ATP binding. The transcript has 11 exons. The record is from RefSeq and is a predicted model, not a curated record.
AACAAAAACAAAUGCCAUUUGCCAUUUCAGUAAAUGACAGAAGUGAUACAAAAUGAUUGUUGGUUUAACGAAAACAGUGAUAAUUUAAGUGAGAAAUGGGUAACCAGCUGAUAGGAAUCGCCCCCUCGCAGAUCCUCCCGGUCGAGCGCUACUUAACGGAGCACCCGGAUUUGAAAUUCGACCUAGGUCUGGGAAGUACCCGUUUUUUUAAAGUAGCGCGAGCCGAAUCCCAGGAAGGCCUAGUAGUGGUAAAAAUCUUCGCAAUCCAUGACCCCACUCUCCCCUUAUCCACCUACAAAGACCAACUGGACGAAAUCCGCAAGCGUCUAUCAAGUGCAGUGAACUGUAUCCCGUUCCAGAGGAUUAUUUUAACAGAAAAGGCCGGUAUUCUGGUCCGAGAGUUCGUUAAGUAUAGUCUGUAUGAUAGAAUUAGUACGCGUCCGUUUUUGACCAACAUUGAGAAACGUUGGAUCACUUUCCAAAUACUGUACGCACUGCACCAGUGCCACAAAGUUGGUGUCUGUCACGGUGAUAUUAAGCUUGAGAAUAUCACGGUGACGUCGUGGAAUUGGGUGCUGUUGGUCGAUUUUGCGUCGUUUAAGCCCACUUUUGUCCCGGAGGAUAAUCCGGCCGAUUAUUCGUAUUUUUUUGACACGUCGAGGCGACGUACGUGCUACAUAGCCCCGGAAAGGUUCAGCAAGACGACAAAUAAUGAAAAUAGCGCUUUGAUCACCGAGACCACGUGCGAAAGUGGGGAAUUGACCCCAGCGAUGGAUAUUUUCUCGACAGGGUGCGCAUUAUUGGAAUUAUGGAACGAACUACACGUCCCAUUUGAAUACUCACAACUACUAGCCUACAGAUCUAACAAAUACUCCCCCGAAAAACACUUGAAUAAUUUAAACAACCCCUCACUGAAGUCACUAAUUUCAAGCAUGAUCGAAAUAGACCCAAGCAAGCGACUGUCAGCGGAAGAUUACCUAGCGAAAGAGCGCGGAAAACUAUUCCCGGAAUAUUUCUUCACGUUCUUACAGAGUUACAUGCUAAUUUUUUCCGCUACUCCGAUUCUAUCACCCGACGAAAAGAUCCUAAGACUCAAGAGUGAUAUCGCCAAUAUUUUCAAAUUUCUAGGACCCAUCAAACAUUCGCAUGAAGAUGACAGCGAAAAGUAUGAAAAGGGCGAAAGUGAAGGUUUGGUCAUCAUUAUUUCAUUGGUGACUUCAUGUAUCCGCGGCUUGCACGACUGUAGCUCGAAAUUGUGCAGUCUCGAGAUUUUAUUAGAAUUGUCAAAUCAUGCGAACAGUGAGACUAUCCUUGACCGCAUUCUGCCAUACAUUAUGUAUUUGGCUCGGGACAAUUCAUCACGGGUCAAAAUCGCCGCAAUUAACACCAUAACAAAGUGUCUCGAGUUGGUGCAACAGCUGCCCAAGUCGGACUCUAAUAUUUUCCCCGAGUACGUGCUGCCCGGGCUGGCCCCCUUGGCCGGGGACCCCAACACUUGCGUCCGCGCGGCGUACGCUAAAAACAUCGCAACGUUGGCUGAGAUCGCCUUACGGUACUUGGAUCAGAUGCAAAGCGACUGGUACGACAACAACAUCAAGCAAAAGUAUAAUCACACGUUUAACUACGAGUUAGAACUGCAAGCGCUGCACGAGAUGGUCGAGCAAACCGUUAGUGUACUGCUGACCGAUUCGCAAGCACUGGUUAAGCAAACACUGAUCGAGAAUGGGAUCACGAAAUUGUGUGUGUUUUUCGGGAAGCAAAAGGCCAAUGAUGUUCUCUUGUCGCAUAUGAUCACGUUUUUGAAUGAUAAGGAUGAUAAGCAGCUGCGGGGGUCGUUUUUUGAUUGCAUUGUGGGGGUGGCGGCGUAUAUUGGGUGGCAUUGCUCGGGGAUUUUGACGCCGCUUUUGUUGCAAGGUUUGACCGACCCGUGCGAGUUCGUCACCACCAAAAGUAUAAACGCAAUGUCAGCAUUGACCGAGUUGGGGUUGUUGACGAAGUCAUCACUGUGUGAAAUGGUCUCGGAAUGUUCGUGUUUUUUGGUUCACCCGAAUUUGUGGAUACGCCAAGCCGUGGUUGGGUUUAUAACAACGACGACGAAAGCGUUGUCAAUUUUGGACGUUCAAUGCAAAAUUAUACCGAAUUUGAGCGGCUACAUGAAAUACCCGUUGAUUCAAAUUGACAAACCAGAAUUGUUACUCGAAUCUUUGGAUAAUCCAAUUCCGAGGAACAUUUACGACAGUGUGGUCACUUAUACGGAACUGGAUGUCUUGGUCCGGAUGCUGAAAGACCGGAAAUACGCACGAGAGGCGGCAAAUAUUGGCCGUGUCACUACUUUGGAGUCGUGGUACACACCGUCAAUUAAAAACCUUUUUAGACGUUUGGAAGCCAACGGUUUGACCGAAGCAAUGGAAGAUUAUUUCCUCAAGAUGGAACACCAUUUGAAAAAAAUCAACAAACACAGAAUGGCCACAAAAACGAGCUAUGGCGACGGUAGAAUUGAGCUCGGUAGCACCAACGGUCAAAUCAAAAGUCACGUGUUUUAUUUGGGGGAAUCACAGAAGGGUGACUUUAUCGCCGAUAGAAGGUUGCACAGGACGAACACAUCAGGGUCAAUUGACACGAAUGUGAACUCCGAUUGGAACUACAGUUCUGAUCUAGUGACGAGACAUUCGGAAAGCACUAAUUCAGGCGGGAUGUCGUCGAGGUCGACGUCUUCGAGACCCUCGUCGCCGCCCCCUGACCCCCACACGCCUUUUAUCAGUACCGAUCCUUCGUCUAAUAUCAGUCUCCACGAACGGUCUUACAUACAAUAUCGCAGGUCGAGUUGUUAUUUGGAGCUGAAUAAACUGAAAAUCAAGCAACAAGAGCACUAUCUGGAGGCUUUAAGGGGCAAAGACUGGGCUGAACAAACUGCAUGGCUGCCCCAGCUGCCGCCCCCUGAGUGGCAUUCACGCGGCGUUUUGGUGGCCCACCUCCACGAGCACAGAGGGACGGUCAACCGACUAUGUACCAUCCCCGAUAAACCAUUAUUUGCGAGUUGUUCAGCCGAUGGUUACGUCCGACUUUGGGAUUGUGCAAAAAUGGAAGGGAAAAAUAUCGCAAAUCGAUCGAAACAACAUUUCAAAACACCGAGUGGUGUGGGGGUCACCAGCAUGUCGGUUUGUGACGGGGGGCAGAGUCUCGGAGCGGCCACGUUGGACGGGGCUAUCAAUAUUUUACGGAUCGAUCCGUCCGGAAAUAAGAUGAACAUGUUCCAAACCCGCCAACUGAACUUGGACGAAGAAGGCUUUGCCGUCGACGUCCAGUGCUUGGAUUCUGGCUUCCAGAGCGUCUUAGUUUACGCCACGUUAUACGGCUCCAUCAUCGGCUGGGACUUGCGAACGCCUGGCAUCGCCUGGAAGCUCGAAAACAGCCUUGAAAAAGGCUUCAUCACAAGUUUUUGCGUCGACUCGCACCAGAGCCUCCUCACACUGGGCACCAGCAUCGGCCACUACAAAGCCUGGGAUCUACGCUUCCAACUCCCCAUAAACUCAUUCGAACAACCCGGCACUGAGAAAAUCAAGAAAGUGAUCAGCCACCCAACCGAGCCCUCAUGGAUCAUCUCAAGCGUCCACGGCAACAACAAGAUCCUAAUGUGGAACUUGGAGACCAAGUCUUUGGAGAAGAUCCUCUGGGGCAGCUCGGCCCCGCCUCUGUCGCAGUCGCAGGGCCCCUCGAACAGCGUGUGCGCCCUGCUGGCGGGCUGCAUCGACCGCAACCCCUUCGUGCUGUCGGGGGGCACCGACCAAAGACUCCGGUUCUGGAAUUUGGAGUCGCCGGAAAAGUCGCACAUUGUGGCCCCCGCUGCCAAUGACCACAUCGGGAGCAAUAUCACGUACGAGAGUCGCCUGAUUGACGGGUUUCACGUAAUUUACGAGAACCCCGAAAGCGACAGGGGGAAGGAGAGCAGCGAGGAGGGGCCGCGGGGGGGCCCGGAGCAGCCCCCAGCCGGCCACAGAGACUGCAUUACCGACAUUACCCUGUGCAAGGCGUCGCAAUGUUUCAUGGUUUCGUCCUCACGGGACGGAAUCAUCAAAGUAUGGAAAUAAGACUGCUGAUUGAUUUUAUUUAAAUGUUUACAUUAUUGUUACAAUAAACGUGAAAUGUUAAUAAGGA